Opisthorchis viverrini is the source of this 246-nucleotide messenger RNA. RefSeq lists its product as hypothetical. Lineage: Eukaryota; Metazoa; Platyhelminthes; Trematoda; Opisthorchiida; Opisthorchiidae. The record is from RefSeq and is a predicted model, not a curated record. Bases 1 to 246 code for a protein of 81 amino acids. The transcript is spliced from 2 exons.
AUGACAGAUAGCCCUCGAAUGCUAUAUAAGCGCACGCAGGCAAGGAAGAAGUACCCACUCAACUGCGCACUGAUGAUGUCUCCUCGUAUGGUGACGAAACGUUUGCAAGCCAAUUGCCAAGCUCGGCGAACAGAUCAACAGCCAAUAAAUGUACACAUUUCAAAACCCGCAGUUUUCCGACAAUAUAUCCAUCUGCUUAUGUGGACCGAGAGGCAUGCAUAUGCAGAUACACGAUUUCCCGCCUAA